UUCUCAACACCAACACCCCAAAUAAAAAGGAGUGGGUGAGAAUUCUUGAUUCUUAGUGACACAUAGAAAUAUGCCAAAAUGGGUCACAACUCAUCACCCCCACAUCACAAUACUUACAAAAAAGAUGACAAAUUGAUAAUGGGUAUUCAUGUAUAUUCACCGUCAUCUCAUACCAUACACAACAUCUAACCAAGUGGCCACCCGAACCUUCUCCGAGGUCUAGGGUUUGUUUGUCUAUAUAUACACCACAACCACACACCAAUUUCACAUUCAAUUUGAAUCAUUUCAUAUCUCAUAUUUUGAUUUUGUCCCUUUGUUAUUAUUGUUCCUUUUAUCUCCUCUCAAAAUCCCCAAAAUUCUUCCUACAUUUCUCCUUAAUUCGGUUCUAAAUCGUCCGUACAAUUAUGAGGUAUGAGAGCGAAGAGGAUCGAGAUAUGGAAUCGAAUAGUGAUUGUGGGUCGAUUGUUGAAUUAGGGUUCCAGAAGAAGGUGGUUGUUGUGGGUUAUGCUCUUACGUCUAAGAAGAUUAAGAGCUUUUUGCAGCCCAAAUUUGAAGGUUUGGCUAGGAAUAAGGGGAUAUUUUUUGUUCCUAUUGAUCAAACAAGGCCUCUUUCAGAUCAAGGUCCUUUUGACAUUGUGUUGCAUAAGGUCAGUGCGGCCUAUUCUUCAAUAUUGGUCUGAAUACAUAUAUCAACUACAAUGUUAUCUGGGAAGGAGUGGCAACAAAUUCUCGAGGAUUAUCGGCUGACACAUCCAGAAGUAACGGUCCUGGAUCCUCCAGAUGCAAUACAACAUGUUCACAAUCGACAAUCUAUGCUUCAAGAUGUAGCUGAUCUGGACUUUUCUGAUGCAUAUGGUACAGUAGGCGUCCCGAAACAAUUGGUAAUAGAAAAGGACCCAUCUUCCAUCUCUAGCGCUGUUAAGAAGGCAGGAUUAACCCUUCCUCUUGUUGCAAAGCCAUUGGUUGCAAAGUCACAUGAACUAUCACUAGCUUUCGAUGAGUAUUCCCUUGAGAAGCUUGAGCCUCCCCUUGUUCUUCAAGAGUUCGUUAAUCACGGAGGUGUUUUGUUCAAAGUGUACAUUGUCGGGGAUGCAAUCAAGGUUGUUAGGCGUUUCUCGUUGCCUGAUGUCAGCAAGCGUGAGCUGUCAAGAAGUGUUGGUGUAUUCCGGUUUCCUCGGGUCUCAUCUGCUUCCCAGUCAGCAGAUGAUGCAGAUUUAGACCCAUGUAUUGGUGAGCUUCCUCCACGGGCCUUACUUGAACGCCUUGCCAGAGAACUUCGCCGUCGUCUAGGGCUUCAUCUGUUCAACUUGGAUAUGAUUCGUGAGCAUGGAACCAAGAAUCGGUUUUAUGUAAUCGAUAUAAACUAUUUUCCUGGGUAUGGUAAAAUGCCAGAAUACGAGCAUAUAUUUACCGAUUUUCUUCUGAAUUUGGCGAAAAGCAAGUACAAAAAACGGUCUGGCAGCGUAUCGUAAAGGGUUUAUCGCCAGAUUAUAAUAAAGUUGGGUCGCUAACAAGAAGCUGGAAGUGGUUAGAACCUGAAGUUAACCAACCGUGAAGUUGUGGCCAAACAUGCAGAAAAAGUUGUGAGAUUCAACUGGUUUUCUUGAUGUUAUUGCUGAAGAAAGAUGAGGAGUUUAUGCAUUCUGACGUCUUUUAAAUGUAGCAGCAAAUGGUGAACCAACAGUUUGCAUGUGUUGUAGAUAUUUGAUUUGGAAUUUGGUCAUGGUGACUUUAUAUAUACGCUUUCUUACUGCAUUUAACCAAUUUGAUCGUGUGUUUUUUUA
Molecule: messenger RNA, 1784 nt
Organism: Helianthus annuus (common sunflower)
Lineage: Eukaryota; Viridiplantae; Streptophyta; Magnoliopsida; Asterales; Asteraceae
Product: inositol-tetrakisphosphate 1-kinase 3
Exons: 10
Coding region: 699-1472 (257 amino acids)
Biological process (GO): inositol trisphosphate metabolic process
Cellular component (GO): cytoplasm
Molecular function (GO): inositol-1,3,4-trisphosphate 6-kinase activity; ATP binding; inositol-1,3,4-trisphosphate 5-kinase activity
Source: RefSeq, a predicted model, not a curated record